Homalodisca vitripennis (glassy-winged sharpshooter) is the source of this 530-nucleotide messenger RNA. RefSeq lists its product as uncharacterized. NCBI's taxonomy places the organism in Eukaryota, Metazoa, Arthropoda, Insecta, Hemiptera, Cicadellidae. The transcript has a single exon. Bases 9 to 530 code for a protein of 173 amino acids. The record is from RefSeq and is a predicted model, not a curated record.
AACUGACUAUGGUUGGAACAAUAAGGUCCACACGUAUUGGAGUUCCACAUGAACUAAGACCUAACAAACAGAGACAGCCUACAUCGUCUCUGUUUGCCUUUCACAAAAAAAAGACCCUCGUCUCUUAUUGUCCAAGAAGAAACAAGGCAGUUGUGUUGCUCUCAACAAUGCAUAACGACGAUGCAAUCGAUGAAGAAACUGGACCGAAGCAAAAACCUGAAAUUGUAAGUUUCUACAACAAGACAAAAAUAGGUGUUGAUGUUGUAGAUCAAAUGUGUUCCAAGUAUGAUGUUGCUCGUAACACUCGACGGUGGCCAAUGGUGGUGUUUUUUGACUUGAUAAACAUCUCAGGAAUAAACGCCCUUUGCAUUUAUAAGUUCAACAAUCCUGAAGAAAAGUAUAUGCCGAGAAGAGUCUUCAUUCAACAUGUUGCCUGGGAACUGAUCAAACCGCAAAUCACCCAACAGAAUGCAGAGUGCGACAAUUCCUGUGCAAAUGAAGAAGAGAGGACUGGCGCUCCUAGGACUUGA